AUGUCUCUACAACUAGUUGACCGUUCUGUUAAAUUUCCAAUAGGUAUGCUAGAGAACAUUCUCGUUUAUAUAGGACAAUUCUAUAUUCCUACUGACAUUGUAAUAAUGGAUAUAAAGAAGGAUUACCACAUCCCUAUUAUUUUAGGAAGACCCUUUUUAGCCAUAGCCAGAGCCAUCAUAGAUGUGAAGAAAGGUAGGCUAACAUUCGAAGUUGGAGAAGAAAAAGUUGAAUUUCUCUUAGCUAAAUUCCUACAAGCACCGACUAUAGAUGACUCAUGUUGUUUCUUACACGUCAUCGAUGAAUGUGUGAAAGAAAUUAAGAAGCAACCAUAUAAGUAUACUGAAGUACUGAAGAUUCCAACACCUCCUACAUUUGAAGAUGAUAAUUGGCAUGAGCCAUACAUAGAUGACAUUCUGAGAGAACGUCUAGCUCUAACAACAAAUCUAGUGCCAUGCCCAAAGAAACCUUCAAUAGAAAUCAAAACACUACCCAAAGUUCUAAGAUUCGGUGUACCAAGACUCGUAAUUAGCGACGGAGGAUCUCACUUCAUUUUCAAAAUCUUCGAAAGAUUGUUGCUUAGAUAUGGAGUCCGACACCGUGUAGCAACGCCAUAUCACCCUCAAACAAGUGGAAAAGUUGAAGUUUCCAAUAGAGAAAUCAAACAAAUAUUAGAGAAAACCUUUUCAACUUCUAGGAAAGAUUGGUCUGCAAAACUUCAUGAAGCUCUGUGGGCUUAUAGGGCAGCUUACAAAACCCCAACAGGAACAACAUCAUUCAAACUAGUUUAUCGUAAAUCAUGUCACCUGCAUGUGGAACUCGAGCAUAAAGCUUAUUGGGCCAUCAAUACCCUUAACAUGAAUUACACAACUGCAGGUGAGAAAAGAAUUUUGGAUAUCCAUGAAUUAGAAGAACUUAGAUUAGAUGCCUAUGAGAAUGCCCGUAUUUACAAGGAAAGAACCAAACUGUGGCAUGACAAACAAAUUACAAGGCGAGAAUUCAAUGAGGGUAACAUAGUCCUUAUCUUAAACUCUCGACUCAAAUUAUUUCUAGGAAAACUUCGUUCUAGAUGGUCUGGCCCUUUUGAGGUCAUGAGAGCUCUCCAGAGCGGAGUUGUGGAAAUAAGAGGUAACACUAAUGAACCAUUCAUUGUAAAAAAAUAG
Lathyrus oleraceus (garden pea) is the source of this 1161-nucleotide messenger RNA. RefSeq lists its product as uncharacterized. Gene Ontology annotation, biological process: DNA integration. The record is from RefSeq and is a predicted model, not a curated record. Lineage: Eukaryota; Viridiplantae; Streptophyta; Magnoliopsida; Fabales; Fabaceae. The transcript is spliced from 2 exons. Bases 1 to 1161 code for a protein of 386 amino acids. Gene Ontology annotation, molecular function: nucleic acid binding.